UGUAGAGCUUUCAACUGAAACUUUUCAUUUUUUUGGCUACUCAUUGCUUAUUCCCUAGGAGACAUUUCUUUGCUAACUGAAAAAUACUCCUAAACUCAGGGGGGAAGCGAAUCCGCCACCUUAGACCUAUCGUCAGUCCCAGGAAGACAAACCAGCAUGGCGGACGCAAUUCCCAUCAUUGCCUGGUGGUUCAUCGAUAAGAAAAAGGCCUUAGAGACCGAACAGAAGUACAGGGAGACGAAUAAACGGAUCGCCGAGGUUAUCCUUGCUCAAGAGCAGGAGCGUACAGCUCGUCAGGAAGUUGAACGUAAAGAAGAGCAAGAACGCUUAGGUCGACAAGAAGCUGAAUGCCGGGAGAAACAAGAACGUCUGGCUCGAGAAAAUGCCGAGCGUAAAGAACAGCAAGAACGGCUGGCCCGACAGGAAGCAGAACACAGAGCAGAGGAAGAUCGUCUAGCCCGAGAGCAAGCGGAAUACAACUUGGAACAAGAACGCUCAGCUCGGCAUGAAGCAGAAAAUCGGGUGCAAGAGGAACGUCAGGCCCGAGAAGAGGCUGAACAGAGAGAAGAGAAGGAGCGUUUAGCUCGACAAGAGGUAGAGCUCAAGCUAGAGCAAGAAUGUUUAGCUCUAGAGAAAGAAUGUUUAGCCCGAGAGCAAGCGGAACUCAGACUAGAAGAGGAGCGCUUAGCUCGACAAGAGGCAGAGCUCAAGCUAGAGCAAGAAUGUUUAGCUCUAGAGAAAGAAUGUUUAGUUCGAGAGCAAGAAUGUCUAGCCCGAGAGCAAGCGGAACUCAGACUAGAAGAGGAGCGCUUGGCCCGACAUGAAGCGGAGCGAAAAGAGGAAGAAACGCGCCUGGCCCUAGAUCUGGCAGAACACAAUGAAAGAAUAGCCCGAGAGGCAAACGAAAAAGAACGAUAUGAACAUGAACUACAAUUACUGGGGAUUCGAGCAGACCGCGAAAUGAUAACCGAUGCCGAUAUGAAGGGUGCCCGAGAAGCUGCAGGAUACGAAGAAGGGCGCGUCAAUAUCGCUGUUAUCGGCAGCCGAGGAUCGGGUAGAUCCUCUCUCAUCGACUCAUUGAGAGGCUUGAGUCUCGGUGAUUGGGGUUCGGCCAGGGUGGGUGAGAUGUUUAUAACUAGGCGGACCAAAUAUAAAGAUGACUACCACAAGAACAUUUUGUGGCAUGAUAUCCCAGCAUUUGAGACUCACGAUGCCUCGGCAACCGAUUACUAUUUUAAUAAUUGCCUGUACGCCUACGAUAAAAUUGUGUUUGUCCACAACACAAAGUUGACUGAGCCGGAUCUGAGAGUCCUGAAACUGUGUCAAUAUAGGAAACAAGAAUGGAUUUCGGUACGCUCUCAAGCCGAUUUCCAAAUGUGGAGCUGCAAACGACGGAAGGGAAUACCUCUCGCUGAAGCGCGCCAGUGCUACAUCGACGCUGUUCGGGCGGAUAUGGCUACGUACGACGCGCUAGACGCGAAGAUGGUCCCAGAUCUAAAGCUGUCUGUAAAAGACUACAUCGUCUCGGAAGCGGGUGUCCUCCAGCUCGUCACUGGCUCCAAGCCAUCCGACGACCCGUUCGAACAAUUGAUCGACGAAGCCGCCUUUCUAGAGAAGUUAGGGUUGUCGCCUGGAUGUGUGGAAGGCGAAUAGGGGCGUCAUGCUAUUUGACAUACUUUGCA
Messenger RNA from Daldinia caldariorum, 1682 nucleotides. RefSeq lists its product as uncharacterized. NCBI's taxonomy places the organism in Eukaryota, Fungi, Ascomycota, Sordariomycetes, Xylariales, Hypoxylaceae. Bases 157 to 1653 code for a protein of 498 amino acids. Gene Ontology annotation, cellular component: membrane. Gene Ontology annotation, molecular function: GTP binding. The record is from RefSeq and is a predicted model, not a curated record. The transcript is spliced from 4 exons.